UCCGGAGCAGGGCAGCUUCCAGCGGCGGCCGCAGAAAGACGAGAAGGAAGGAAGGAGAGAAGGAGGAGGAGGCGGGCGCCCGGGAGCCUCUCGCGCCCCGAAAGCCAGCCCCGCAGCCAGCCAGCCAGCCAGCCAGCCAGCGAGCGAGCGGCGGAGCAGGGGAGGCGGGCGAGGCGGCGGAGGAUGCGGGGCUCGUCGUAGGGGCGCGCCAUGGGCUCGGAGCCACCCCCGCCGCCGCCGGCCCCCGAGGAAGAGGAAGAGGAGGAGGAGGAGGAGGAGGACGAGGCCGGCGGGGCCUCGCGGGGGCUGACCGGGGUGGGAUGCGCCUGCCGCCGAGGAGGAGGAGGAGGUGGCGGCGAGCCGGGGGCGCUGGGUCGGGGCCCGUCGGGCUCGGGCUCGGUGUGGCGGGUGCUAGGCGGCUUCUUCGCCCUCUCGCUGGCGCUCCACCUCCUGACCCUCGGCUGCUACCUGGAGCUCCGCUCCGAGCUCCGACGCGAGAGAGGGCCGCCCGCUCAUGCCUGGAGCCGCCGAGCCAGCCAGGCCGCCCCCGACGCCCCCAGCCCCGGCAGCAGCAGCAGCAGCAACCGCCUCCGCCGGAGCAGCGCCGCUCUCCCCGAGGCCCCCUCCGCCUCGCCCGCCCCACCGACGGCCCCUCCGCCGCCCCCGACCAGGCCCCGGCCAGGCCGCCCGCCCCCACGGCACCAGGAGCAGCAGCAGCAGCAUCGCCAGGUAACCUUGUUGAGUUUCCUCUCCCCGGGGAAUUCGCAUCCUUUGCGAGAAGAGAGUCACCGCGUCCGCAGAAACAAGAGGAGCAAAGUCAGCGAAGGGUCUGAGGGCACAGCUUCCUCAAAAAAGAAAAAAGGGAAACGAGCCGGACCCCCAGGGCCACAAGGGCCACAAGGGCCCCCUGGACCCCAAGGGCCUCCUGGAAUCCCAGGGAUCCCUGGCAUACCAGGCACCACAGUGAUGGGCCCCCCCGGCCCACCUGGGCCCCCCGGCCCCCAGGGGCUCCCUGGGGUGCAAGGCCCUACAGGUGCCACAGAUAAAGCAGGACCCAGAGAUGCCCAGCCUGCUGUGGUUCACCUCCAGGGACAAGGAUCAGCCAUUCAAGUCAAGAAUGAUCUUUCAGGUGGAGUCCUCAAUGACUGGUCCCGCAUCACCAUGAAUCCCAGAGUGUUCAAGCUGCACACCCGCAGCGGCGAACUGGAGGUACUGGUGGACGGCACCUACUUCGUCUAUAGUCAGGUAGAAGUCUACUACAUCAACUUCACGGACUUUGCCAGCUACGAAGUGGUGGUGGACGAGAAGCCCUUCCUGCAGUGCACCCGCAGCAUCGAGACCGGCAAGACCAACUUCAACACCUGCUACACGGCCGGCGUCUGCCUGCUCCGGGCGCGGCAGAAGAUCGCCGUGAAGAUGGUCCACGCCGACAUCUCCAUCAACAUGAGCAAACACACCACCUUCCUGGGAGCCAUCCGGCUGGGAGACGCGCCCACCUCCUAAAGGACUCAGGCGGCCACAGCUGGCGGCAGCAGCAGCAGCAGGAGGAGGACACGGAGGAGGACACGGAGGAGGACUCAGCCGACCCGGGGCUGCUGCCGCCGCCGCCGCCCGCCAGACAGGAGAGCCGGGGCCAGGAGGCUGG
This is a messenger RNA of Sceloporus undulatus (fence lizard), 1645 nucleotides long. It is a transcript of the gene EDA, whose product is annotated as ectodysplasin A. The record is from RefSeq and is a predicted model, not a curated record. Lineage: Eukaryota; Metazoa; Chordata; Lepidosauria; Squamata; Phrynosomatidae. Gene Ontology annotation, biological process: immune response; animal organ development. The coding region runs from base 211 to 1503 and encodes 430 amino acids. Gene Ontology annotation, cellular component: membrane. The transcript is spliced from 8 exons. Gene Ontology annotation, molecular function: tumor necrosis factor receptor binding; death receptor binding; death receptor agonist activity.